This is a messenger RNA of Micropterus dolomieu (smallmouth bass), 3184 nucleotides long. It is a transcript of the gene il17d, whose product is annotated as interleukin 17d. Gene Ontology annotation, molecular function: cytokine activity. The record is from RefSeq and is a predicted model, not a curated record. NCBI's taxonomy places the organism in Eukaryota, Metazoa, Chordata, Actinopteri, Centrarchiformes, Centrarchidae. Gene Ontology annotation, biological process: inflammatory response. The transcript has 2 exons. Bases 766 to 1404 code for a protein of 212 amino acids. Gene Ontology annotation, cellular component: extracellular region.
CUGAGAUGUUAAUGUAGCAGGCAAGGCAGCUGACAGAUCUUAAUGACAUACAUUUACAGUACACAUCAUACUAAGUGACAGAAAAAUGGGUGCAUGAAAACACAAACAUGUGACUUAAGAGUCAGACUUCAUCUUUAAGUGAAGACUGGUGUGAAGCCAGGAUCCAGCAGUGCGCGCAGCCAAAAGUUUGGACUUCCCACUCCCAUCUGUUAUUAUGGGAGCUAGAGGUUUAAGAGGGGACAUUAUCUGCCGGUAUGUCAGUUUGAUUUAGACUCGUUCUGAAUGGUGGAUCACUCUGUUCCCGCGCGUACAAACGCUUCCAUCGGAUUUUACGCACACAUCACUGGAGAAAAGCAACAAGAAAACACCCCUGGGUGCAUUUUUCUCGAUUUAAAACAGAACGCAGAACUAACUCGCAAAUAAUUUCUAAUUCCAUUAGGGAAAUUAUUAGCCCUGGAGACACUGUGGGCGCGUUGUGCCAAAUAUGUUUGUGCAGUUUCACUUGCGGCACGCCUCUGCCUCGGUUUCCAAGCCAGGACUCUGGACUGUUUGCCUACCGCUGGCACUCCAUCGCUUCCAACACUUCACUGGAUUUUAAGAGAGGAAAGUCUGUCUCAUUAACGAAGGUCAAUUGGUUUCUGAUAAUCUACUGAUCAAUCUUUUGAGAAAGGCGAGGGCAAAGAAGGCGAUAACACAGCGCGCAGAGAGACUUUUCUUCAGUGGAUACGCAUUUUGGCACAACACCGUACCUAGAAGCGCAACGUGAUGCCGCAUCGGAUCCGCGCCCUGGUGCUGCUGCAUCUGGUUGUGCUGCUGCUGGCCUGGCAGGCCGGGGCGGUUUGGGGGGGCCGGGUACGAAAGAAGGCCACCGGGAGACGGUCUUGCACCGACCUACCAGACGAGAUCCUGGAGCAGAUAUUCGGGCGGCUCACGGUGGGAGUGAUGAGCGCUUUCCACCACGCCCUGGAGCUGGAGCCGCAGGACAAACUCAACCUGACUUGCCCGUUCACCGCCCGGUCCCCGACCGACAGAAAGACCCGCCUCCCGGUCAACCUGCUCAGCAUUUCCCCCUGGGCCUACAGGAUCUCGUAUGACCCGGCCAGAUAUCCCCGCUACAUCCCUGAAGCUUACUGCCUGUGUAAGGGCUGCCUGAUUGGGCCACAUGGUGAGAUGAGUGACCAGUACCGCAGCACUCCAGUCUACGCUCCCUCUGUUAUCCUGAAGAGGAUGGACAUCUGCGUCGGAGGCCGCCACGUAUACAACGAGAUCUAUGUCUCCAUUGCUGUGGGGUGCACAUGUGUGCCGCUGGUGGAAAAGGACCGGGAUGGCCCAAACAGCAACCAGAGCCUGGGGAGGGCAAAGCCCAAAACCAGGAAGCUUGUCUCUGCGGGCAAGAAAGUAUGAAGGAAGCAGGGCUGUGGUAAGUCCUUCUACAACAGAUCCACCUUUGUUGGUUUCUUUUUUCUUCCACUGGCACUAAACUAAAAAUUGAGGGUCUCUACCUGAAAAGAAGAAGGACUUAAGAGUCCAUAAACAAGUACAGAUUGAAUAUUUGAGUGAUUUACAUCUCUGUUCAUCAAUGAGAAACUUUUUACAUCUGGAAACAAAUGAGGACACUUUGUCUUUCAGUCUCACACAAAAUAAGACUUGAUUUAGUCUUCCUUCAUUCUUGGCUUGUUUUUGACUUUCUCUGGACACAAACAUGGAAUUGACCUGGACUUGAUAAAGAUGUCUUGAACUAAAGUUGUACAAAGAUGUAAAAAUCAAAGUAUGGCAAACUGAUGUGCACCUGUUGUAUUGGCUAGACAUCACAACUGGAGAGGAAAUGCCUAAACAAUCCAGACAAAACUAGAUGAAACUCUGAAGUACAUAAUGACAUUUGAAGAGUUUGUUCAGCCAAAGACCAGAGAACAUAUUCACUUCCUUCUUGUGUCUAGCCAUGCAGAUAGUUUGGGUUUUAUUUGCACAGGUUUUGAAAAAUCCAUCUGACAGUUACUAUCAGCAUAGAUAGUAACCACUAAAAAUGAAUGAUAAUGUACUUGUUUGUAAUUUAGGUGGACCAACCCUUUAAAAAGUGAAGCAAACAAAUAUUGACCAAUGGGGGGGAAGAAAAAAAUAAAUAAAUAAAACUCAUUAUCAUCAGUGACCUGAUCAAUGCUGCCACCUACAGAUGUAAAAAAACCCCAACUGCAUCUUUGCUCUGGUCAUUACAUUCAUUGUUAUUCCGACACACUUUAAUAACAACUUGUCAUCAAAACAACAACUAUUCCAGAUGACUGCAGUUCUUUGACAUUUCUGGACAUCAGUCUGCAGAGUUAGCUCACCUCUCCCAGCAAUUGUACAACUAAGAUUUUAGCACAUUUCCCAGUGUCCUUUUGUAUUUUCAGGAAACUGGAACUGGUUCAAAAUUCCAGAUAUCAAUUGGUUUAACAGCAGUAUGUCAGCCGUUGUGAUCAUCAGAUUAUUAUAAGGGGAGAAGAAAAUAAACCCACCCAUUACAAAAAAUACUAUCUUUCCUUUUUGUUAUUUAUUCUUCCUGCUUUUUUUUGGUUAAAUACCGAACAGUUUGUGCCUCUCUGCAUCCUCUGAAGAAUCAAAUGAAUCAUGUAAGAAGCUGUUUAUUCUCUAGCUGAACUGUUCACCACUCCAGGUGUCUGGUAGAGGAGCUGUCCAUAGGUUACAGACUCCCAUUAAAGUUCAAUUUCAUGUCUUUGCUCCUGAACUGUGAUGCUAAUUUAUAUCCUGGGUGGGAGGAGAGAAAGAUCAACCCUAACCCCCUGCUUUGCUGCUAAUCACUUAAGGGGCACUUCUCAAUUUAGUGUUGUUCUUACAUAAAGGUGGACUCGAAAGAGACAGAUUUUAAAAAGAAAAAGAAUGAUCAAAAUGAAAGCAGAUGAGGCCAAGAUAUCCUAACUUGUAGUCCCUUGUCUUUCUCCCAAAAUGCUGGAUCCUACAUUUCCCAUAAUGCAACCCAAUUAUCUUUUUGUUGGAGCUACGCUGAGUUAGUAAAAUACUUGCUUUUUGUUAAAAAAAAAAAAUCUUCCGGUGUUGACAGGUACCUCAAGAGUGACAGGACAUUAUACAUCUGUUUACAGGCUGAUUAGUGCUCCAUGUGUAGUUUACCUUUUAAUUGACUGAUGUAAACUAAUCAAUAGAUCAUUAAAAGGUCUAGAAAAUGGUGAAA